Molecule: messenger RNA, 993 nt
Organism: Miscanthus lutarioriparius
Lineage: Eukaryota; Viridiplantae; Streptophyta; Magnoliopsida; Poales; Poaceae
Source: the annotation of a GenBank genome assembly
AUGGAGCCUCCACGAUCUCCUCCCCUCGACUCGAAUGCCGUCCAACAAGGCGUCCAUAGCCAAGGAGGCGACGAUCCUGCUGCCAAUGAUGAUGACACCAUAAGAUUCCGGGACUUCUUCCGAGAAUACUGCCACAUGGAUGUCAAUGACAUCAUGGCCCGUGGCACCGCCCCAGCUGCCGUGCCUAGGGAGACGGAUGUCAUCGAUGUCGAUGACGAUGCUCCUCGGAUGCAACAUGAGGAUGAUGAUGUUGUGCUUGCGUUCUGCCAGCCGAGCCAACAUGACUGCACAAAAACUCAGGAACAAAGCACGGGACUUGUGGCUGCACAACCGAUGGGGAUGACCUUUGACUCUGAGAACGUCCCCAGCGCUGGUUAUAACAUGCCUCUGCCUCCUCCUCUGGCUGGCAGUAACAGUAAGAUGUUUGCGGCGGCUGAUCCUCUGCGGCUAUCGAUCGGUACUCAUGCGCCUGCUGCCAACCACAUGCCGGGGUCGUCGUCGUCAAUCGCAUUUAGCAGGUAUACGGGCAGUGGUAUCAACCUGAACCUGCCGCCCCCCGGGAAGAAGAAGAUGGCCGCCGCCAUCCCCAACAACGCAUCACCGAACCUGAAAACUAGGAAACCAUAUGAGCUGCCUCUGUUGGGUCUGAUAGGAAAGAAGGAUCCUCCUCCAUUUGCGAUAGUCAUCCUCAGGUCGUCAGAAGCUGCCGCUGAUCAUCAGCUCCAUGAGUUCUCCCAUGGAGCAGCAAGAUGCAAGAGCAUGGCACACAAGCGCCACCGCUACACAUGGCCCGCAAACAAGGUGGCAAAACUAGACGAGAAGAUUGAGCAGCUGAGGAAUGAGGCCCUCCUCACCCCGGCUCACAGGAGGCCGAUGAUCUUGAUACAAAAAGACAUUGAUGAGCUCCAAGGCAAGAAAGAUGAGAUCCAUGCAAGAAUGCUGGAUGUGAUGCAGGAAGACGACGACGGAGACGAGGGAGGCAGCACUCAGUAG